GCAAUGGCCAGCAGCCACGUUGCGCUCCUCGCCCUCUUUACCUUCCAACUCGCGGCGACACUCUCGCAGGGGCUCGCCGUCGUCGACAACGAGAAGGACGCCCUGACGCUACUCAAGAUCAAGGAGCAGUUCGGCAACCCGGCGGCGCUCGGGCCCUGGCGGAACGGUACCGACCACUGCAUCUGGUGGAUCGGCGCGGAGUGCGACGAGCACCGCCGCGUCAUCUACCUCGCCUUCCGCGGCCGCAUGAACAUCACCUCCACGCUCCCCCCGGCUAUCGGUGAGCUCGACCGGCUGCAGGCCAUCACCAUCGUCGACAUGCCGGGCCUCUCCGGCCCCAUCCCGGACACCUUCGGCGACCUCUCGUGCCUCUCCACCCUCAACAUCGUGCGCACCUCCGUCUCUGGCGCCAUUCCGGCGUCCCUCUCCCGCGCCACCAGCCUCGCCUCCAUCAACCUCUCGCGCAACAAGCUGUCCGGCAGCAUCCCUAGGUCCCUCGGCCAGGGCCUGCCGCGCCUGGUGUACUUCAACGCCGCGAACAACUACCUCGUCGGCGCGAUCCCGGCGCGGCUGGUGCGUGGCGGCACGGCCAACUCGCCGGCGGCGCUGACGCUGUCCAACAACCGGCUCACGGGAAAGAUCCCGUGGACGUACGCGGUGGAGAACAAUCUGAUCCAGCUCUGGGUGGCGAACAACAGGCUGGUCGGCGACGCGUCGUUCCUGUUCGGCCGGCGCAAGGCGAUGGUGUACAUGGACCUGUCCGGGAACAAGCUGCGGUUUAACCUGACGGGAGUGGAGAUGCCCGACGGCCUGUGGGAACUGAACCUGGCACGGAACCGGAUUUAUGGUCGUGUGCCGGCGACACUGCGGCAGUCCAAGGUGGUGGCGCUGGACCUCAGCUACAACGAGCUCUGUGGCGAGAUCCCCACCGGCGGACAGAUGGUCCGGUUCGAGGCGGCGGCGUAUGUGCAUAACCAGUGCCUCUGCGGGACUCCACUGCCGUCUUGCUAGCUAAGUCACAGAGCUGAG
Molecule: messenger RNA, 1029 nt
Organism: Lolium perenne
Lineage: Eukaryota; Viridiplantae; Streptophyta; Magnoliopsida; Poales; Poaceae
Product: leucine-rich repeat protein FLOR 1-like
Molecular function (GO): protein binding
Source: RefSeq, a predicted model, not a curated record